GCUUCUUUAGAUAUUUAAAAGUUUUACAUAGACCGUUGAACUAUACCAAGUCACAAUGACCAAGCAAAAUGGUUAAAAAUGAUAAAAAGCAGGGCACAGUUUGCACAGCAUUUGCAAGUUGUCCUUGAUCCAGACUAGGAACCACAAGAAACACGAUGACUUCACUCAAGUUGUGGUAUUUUCCUACAAAAGGUCGUGCAGAAUCCGUCCGACUGAUGCUGAAAGACCAAAAUAAGGAGUGGGAGGAUAUUGCUAUAACCGGUCAGACGUGGCCAACUGUAAAGCAAAGCUGUCUUUUUGGACAGCUGCCCAAACUGGAAGACGGAGACCUGACAUUGUACCAGACUAAUGCUAUCCGACGACACUUGGCACGCAAACUGGGCAUUUAUGGUCAAAAUGAGAAAGAGGCUGCUUUGAUCGAUAUGAUGGAUGAUUUCCUGGUAGAGAUUCAGGCAAAAUACAUGAAGCUUAUUUAUCAAGAAUAUGAAACAGGAAAAGAAAAAUAUCUGAAAGAGCUGCCUGAAAGUCUCGGGCGCUUGGAAAAAAUCUUAAGCAGCAACAAAGGAGGAUUUCUGGUUGGCGCACAGAUCUCUUUUGCCGACUAUCUGCUGCUGGCACUCCUCUUAUAUCAUCAGGUCCUCUCUCCAUCCUGCCUGGAUUCUUUUCCCACCUUGAAAAGUUACCUGGAUAAAAUUUCUUCCAGACCCAACCUGAAGGCCUACAUGCAGAGCGAUGCUUUCAAGAACAAACCCAUCAAUGCUAAUGGGAAACAGUAAAGGCAUCAUAAAGUAUCAUGUCAACUGAAAUGCAGCAGACACCCACUUUCAAACACAUACUGUAGUGAAGGAUUUCCAAAGCUGUACAUUUUGCUUUAAUAAAUAUGUUUUACCUGAAUUGAAAUAAAAA
Molecule: messenger RNA, 906 nt
Organism: Misgurnus anguillicaudatus (oriental weatherfish)
Lineage: Eukaryota; Metazoa; Chordata; Actinopteri; Cypriniformes; Cobitidae
Product: glutathione S-transferase P-like
Biological process (GO): glutathione metabolic process
Cellular component (GO): cytosol
Molecular function (GO): glutathione transferase activity
Source: RefSeq, a predicted model, not a curated record